Molecule: messenger RNA, 681 nt
Organism: Ectocarpus siliculosus
Lineage: Eukaryota; Phaeophyceae; Ectocarpales; Ectocarpaceae
Source: the annotation of a GenBank genome assembly
AUGGACGUGGCGGGAGACGAUUCCGGUGCCGGAGCGGCCAGCGGCGCCGCCGCCGCCGCCGUUCGCCCGGAUGGCGUUCUGCUGGAGCAGCUCAUGGACCUGCUCGACCGGCCCCUGUACACCAUGAGCGGCCCCGAUCUCGACGAGCUCCUGCAGCUCAUCGAGGAGGAGUCGAAGAUGGAGGUGGAUUCCCCUCCGCCACCUGCGGCGGCGGCUACGGCGGCGCCUGCGGCGGCGGCGGCGGGACGCCCGGCGGGAGCGGGAGCGGCGACGGCCACUUGGGAGAAGUACGAGUGGGUGAAGGUGCCGGCCCCCGUGGUGCAGCACGAGAGGCUGCGGCUGCUGUGCUCGGUGCUACGGCUGGAGGCCUGCAGCGACAAUUCCUUCCAGCAGGCAGCCGCGCAGGCUAAGCAGGAUGAGGGGGAGGAGGCGGCGGAGGAGGAAGACGCACCCAUGACGUCGCCAGCAGUGAAGGGCAAGGGGAAGGCGCCCGCACAUGAAGGUAGCGGCGGUGGCAGACCGGGGGGGCGCGCAGGAAUCCCUCCUGUGGUGGUCAACCUCAACUCGUCAUCGAGCGAGCUGAAGCUCCUGCGGGUGUUGCAGACCCUGGUUAACCUUUCGGGGAAGGAUACCGAUGUCGGGGGCGGGUACGAUGGCACGGGAUUGACCUUUGCUUGUUAG